This is a messenger RNA of Alnus glutinosa, 1317 nucleotides long. RefSeq lists its product as uncharacterized. The record is from RefSeq and is a predicted model, not a curated record. The transcript has 4 exons. Lineage: Eukaryota; Viridiplantae; Streptophyta; Magnoliopsida; Fagales; Betulaceae. The coding region runs from base 1 to 1317 and encodes 438 amino acids.
AUGAAGUGGAAUAUUGCUGAGUAUGUUGUGCAAUGCCCUUCGUGUCAAUUUGUGAAAGCUGAACACCAAAAGCCAGCUGGGCAACUUCAGCCUCUCAAAUUGCCAAUAUGGAAAUGGUAUCAAAUAGCUAUGGAUUUUGUCGUUGGCCUACCAAAAGCACCAAGUGGACAAGAUGCUAUAUGGGUGAUUAUUGAUAGACUCACUAAAAGUGUUCACUUUCGCCAUCAAGAUUACAGAUUCUAUGGACAAGUUGCUGCUCAGACUCCACCAUUGAAUCACGAUGCGGUUGAAGGAACAAAUCCUAAUGGAAACCCGGAAGGGUCAGGGGAGAAAGGUGAGCCACGGACCAAGGACCGUGUGGAGCCCAUUAACCCGGUUCCACCCCCACCACCAACGGAUGCUGAAAAAAGGCUGCAGCAGAUGGUACUGGACCUGGACGCGAAGUAUGAUGCACUAUCGAGAACUAUGGAUCAGAAGCGCGACGGGAAAGACUCUCUUGUGGAUAACCUCUUCCAGCAUAAGGAGUCUAUAUUUACCGAGGAAGUAUCCAACUUCGACUUGCCCGGAAGGUUUAAGAAGGAAACACUCCGAGCCCUUCUCGGUAAUUCUCAGCAGCAACAACAGCCUUCCACCGAGAAACCCAAGAAAAAGAAGAAUCACGAGGCCAUACUGGAUGCCGGUCCCGGGGAGUACAAGAAGACAAAGAAGAAUUUCGAAGAUUACAAGUGGACUCCAUUAAAUGCCUCCCUCACCGAGCCCCCAAAGUCUCGGAAAUAUAACCCUAUGAUUGUAGGGUUCUCAGAUGAUGAUUAUGCUGGAGUCUCACUUCCGCACACAGACGCCCUUGUAGUCACCCCAACAGUAGCAAAUUAUCAGACUCGGCGGAUCCUUGUUGACACAGAGAGCUCGACUGAUAUUCUGUUUAAGUCAGCCUUUGACUACAUGGGAGUCCCACGGGGGAAAGUGGUCCCAGUCUCAUGCCACUUACAAGGUUUUGCUGGAGAGAAAGUUCUGCCUCUCGGUUCGAUCGAUCUCCCUGUGACGGCAGGGACUUAUCCGAGGAAAAAGGUCAUCAUGGUGAAAUUCUUGAUAGUUGACAGAGUUUCAGCCUAUAACGCCAUUAUCGGAAGGACAGCUCUCAACGACUUAAAAGCUGUGACCUCAACACCGCAUCUCAGUAUGAAGUUCCCGACAGAAGAAGGAGUUGGAUUGGUUAAGGGAGACCAGAAGGAAGCAAGACAUUGUUACAACUUGUCCUUGAAAAGCACCCCGAGGCAGCACAAUUUGGGUGAGAAAGCUAAAGAGGACGGGAAAUAG